Molecule: messenger RNA, 5499 nt
Organism: Leptosomus discolor (cuckoo roller)
Lineage: Eukaryota; Metazoa; Chordata; Aves; Leptosomiformes; Leptosomidae
Source: RefSeq, a predicted model, not a curated record
AUGGCAAAGCCUCAGAGCAAGGAUUCGGGACUGAAGGAGAAGUUCAGGAAUCUCCUGGGGCUGGGAACAUCCCGGGGAAGUUCCAAGUCGUCGGAGGGCAAGCAAACAGAGUUUAUCAUCACUGCGGAGAUACUCAAGGAACUGAGCGUAGAAUGUGGAUUAAGUAACAGGAUACGAGCCAUCAGUCAAGUUUGUGAAGUGGCAAAAACAAAAAAAAUUGAAGAGCAUGCAGUGGAAGCGAUAUGGAAGGUGGUGGCUGAUAUGCUCCAGCCAGAGCGCCCCGCUGAAGCCAGACACGCUGUUCUUCAUCUGCUGAAGUCGAUCGUUCAAGGACAGGGUGAGAGAUUAGGGAUCCUCAGAGCACAUUUUUUUAAGGUUAUUAAGGACUAUCCCUCCAAUGAAGACUUGCACGAACGGCUUGAAGUGUUCAAGGCUCUAACGGAGAAUGGACGAUACAUCACCUACUUAGAAGAGGAGUUAGCUGACUUUGUCCUACAGUGGAUGGACGUUGGUUUGUCUUCUGAGUUCCUUCUGGUUUUGGUGAACCUGGUGAAAUUCAAUAGCUGCUAUCUGGAAGGCUACGUAGCUGAAAUGGUCCACAAAAUAUGCCUCUUGUGCAUUCAGACUUCGUCAUCUGUGGACAUAGAGAUUUCCCUGCAAGUCCUAGAUGCAGUUGUUUGCUAUAACUGUCUGCCGUCAGAGAACCUGCCGGUGUUUAUCAUCACGUUGUGCCGUACCAUCAACGUGAAGGAGCUCUGCGAGCCGUGCUGGAAGCUAAUGCGCAACCUUUUGGGAACUCACUUGGGACACAGUGCCAUCUACAACAUGUGCAGGAUCAUGGAAGACAGAGCUUACAUGGCGGACGCAGCGCUGCUGAGAGGAGCCGUGUUCUUCGUUGGGAUGGCUCUGUGGGGUGCUCAUCGCCUCAAUUCACUCAAGAAUUCCCCGACCUCAGUGCUGCCGUCGUUCCUCAAGGCCAUGACAUGUCCCAAUGCAGUUGUGUCUUACGAGAUCGUCCUGUCCAUAACACGUCUCAUCAAGAAGUACGGGAAGGAGCUGCAAGCUGUAACGUGGGAUAUCCUUUUGGACAUCAUGGAGCGAUUACUGCAGCAGCUGCAGAGUCUGGAGAGCCAAGAACUUAAGUCCAUUGUACAUGAUCUUUUGACUACAGUCGAAGAACUUUGUGACCAGAAUGAAUUCCAUGGCUCUGAAGAGAGAUUUUUUGAGCUGGUGGAAAGAUGUGCUGAUCAGAGACCAGAAUCUUCUGUAUUAAACUUGAUAACAUACAGAGCUCAGUCCAUUCAUCCUGCCAAAGAUGGCUGGAUUCACAACCUGCAGAUGUUAAUGGAGAGAUUCUUCAGGAACGAAAGCCGUAGUGCCAUUCGUAUUAAAGUUCUGGAUGUCUUGUCCUUUGUCCUGAGUAUUAACAGACAGUUCUACGAGGAAGAGCUGAUAAACCUGGUUGUGAUCUCUCAGCUGGCUCACAUUCCAGAGGAUAAAGACCAUCAAGUCCGAAAACUGGCCACACAGCUACUGGUAGACCUGGCUGAAGGCUGCAACACCCACCACUUCAACAGCUUGCUUGACAUCAUAGAAAAGGUGGCUGCACAUUCUCUCUCGUCUCCGUCUGAACUGGAAGAGAGGGAUUUGCUGUCGUAUUCAGCUUCAUUGGAGGAUGUCAAGACAGCAGUUCUUGGGCUCCUGAUAAUUCUUCAGACGAAACUCUACAGCUUACCCUCCAGCCACGCCAUGCGGGUGUACGAGAUGCUGGUUCACCACGUCCAGCGCCAUUACCUGUACGCCUACAGCCUCGCUGUCGCCAGCAGCAUCAGGUUGCAGGUACGAGCAGUAACCUCUGCUGUCCGGUCGAGGGCUGUCACGUGAAUAGGCUGUUCUGAUCUUGAUUUUCCCUUACACGUGUUUUUUCCUCCCUCUCCGUGUUGUAGAGAAGCAGAGAAGAGGGCUUCUGAGAAAAAGCCUACUGGUACGCUCUCUCCACCUUCAGGAAGUCCCAGCGUGCCUUCCCAGAACGCCACCAUUCGUAUAGGGCACCUGCCCUACUCCAUGGUCUUCGGCGUCCUUCUGCAGUGUUUGAAGCAGGAGACAGACUGGAAGGUGUUGAAGUUGGUCCUCAACAAAUUACCUGAAUCCCUCCGCUAUAAAGUGCUAUUUUUAACCUCUCCUUGUAACAUAGACCUCCUGGCCUCUGCAUUGAGCUACAUGCUCACAGACAAGAAGACCACCGACAGGCUCCACGGUACCCCAGAAGGCUUUUCUCGCACUGAUUUGCACCUGGCUGUAGUCCCAGUCCUGACGGCUUUAAUAUCUUACCACAAUUACCUGGACAAAGCCAAGCAGCGUGAAAUAGUGUAUUGCCUGGAGCACGGUCUCAUUUACCGCUGUGCGAACCAGUGCGUUGUGGCGCUCUCUGUCUGUAGUGUCGAGAUGCCCGACAUCAUCAUAAAGGCCCUUCCCGUCUUAAUUGUCAAAUUAACCCACAUUUCUGCUACAGCCAAUAUGGCAAUCCCUCUCUUAGAAUUCCUUUCAACUCUAGCGAGGCUGCCUCACCUCUACAGGAACUUCGCAGCAGAGCAGUACGCCAGCGUGUUCGCCAUCUCCCUGCCGUACACAAACCCUUCCAAGUUUAACCAGUACAUCGUUUGCCUGGCCCACCACGUGAUAGCCAUGUGGUUCAUUCGGUGUCGCCUUCCCUUCCGAAAGGACUUUGUCCCCUUCAUUACGAAGGGUUUGCGCUCGAACGUCCUCCUUUCCUUCGACGACACACCUGAGAAGGACAGUUUCAGGGCUCGCAGUACAAGCCUGAAUGAGAGGCCAAAAAGUUUAAGACUAGCCAAAAAUGCAAAGCAAGGCUUGAAUAACUCUCCUCCAGUGAAAGAGCUGAAAGAAUCCUCUGCAGUUGAUGCCUUCCGAUCCCGCAGCAUCAGUGUGUCUGAACAUGUGGUCCGCAGUCGGAUACAAACAUCCAUCACUAGUUCAAGCCUGGGCUCUGCGGAUGAGAACUCAAUGGCUCAGGCUGAUGACAACUUGAAAAAUCUCCACCUGGAACUCACUGAGACCUGCCUGGACAUGAUGGCCCGAUACGUCUUUUCAAACUUCACUGCGGUGCCGAAGAGGUCUCCUGUGGGGGAGUUUCUGUUGGCUGGAGGAAGGACGAAGACGUGGCUGGUGGGUAACAAGCUGGUGACCAUCACUACAAGCGUUGGAACAGGGACGAGGUCCCUGCUUGGCCUAGACUCUGGAGAGCUCCAGGGCAGCACAGAAUCAAGCUCAGACCCCGUUUUGCAAGUGAGACAGACAAAAGAAGCUCCAGCCAAACUGGAAUCUCAAGCUGGGCAGCAGGUUUGCAGAAGCUCUCGCAACAGAGUCCGAUCCAUGUCUGGUGGUCAUGCCUUACGGGUUGGUGCCUUAGACAGCUCAGCCUCCCAUUUUCCCAGUGGCUCGGCUUCCCAAGGGACGCAGGGUCCUCCUGCUCCUGCACCUCGAUCAGAGAAAACGAAUCCUGCUCCGCAGACACCUCUGCAGAAAGAAAAAGCAAACUUAGCUGCGUACGUCCCGCUGCUGACGCAGGGAUGGGCAGAAAUCCUGGUGCGCAGGCCCACAGGUAACACAAGCUGGCUGAUGAGUCUGGAGAACCCGCUCAGUCCAUUUUCUUCAGACAUUAACAAUAUGCCCCUGCAAGAGCUCUCUAACGCGCUCAUGGCUGCAGAGCGUUUUAAAGAACACCGAGAAACGGCUCUGUAUAAAUCCCUCUCUGUCCCCUCCUCCAGCUUGGCCACCGGGACGGCCAAACCGUCGCUUCUCCAGCGUUCCAACACAGUGGCCUCUUUCUCUUCCAUGUACCAGUCCAGUUGUCAAGGGAAGUUGCACAGGAGCAUAUCCUGGGCAGAAUCCGCGGUGGUGCUGGAGGAAGGGAGCCCGCUGGAAAUGGAGCUCAAGGAAACCGAGUCCCCAGCCGAGUCUCCGGAGAGCGAGGACGUUGAGACUUCAUGUUCUGAACAAGUCCUGAGCGAGGAAAGGUUCAGGAAACCCCAGGAGUCUUACAGCAGGUCCUCCUCAACCUCCAGCCAAGAAGAAAAGUCUGUGAAGUCGGAAGACCUGGUGGAGGGUGGAAUUCCCAUCGGGAGGGUCCUGCCCUCGGAGGAUGGCCGAACCCUGGAGGAGCUUUCCUUCCAGCCAUCCCAGCCCCUCAGCAAGUCGAGUUCUUCCCCCGAGCUGCAGACGCUGCAGGAGGUCCUCAAAGAUGCCAACGGCAGAGAAGUGACCAGGAGGCUGAGCACGGAAGUGAAAUCAAAAUCCCAGUCUGGGAACCUGGAAGGGGAAGGGUCCGGCAGUUGGCUGGGCAAGGGGGAGGAUGCCAGAGGGACUGGGUCAGGCGGGUCGGACAGCACCGGCCCUGUCACCUCCCCUCGCUCCCCCUCUGGGCACCGGCCCCGAGGCUACACCAUCUCUGACUCGGCCCCAUCAAGGAGGGGAAAGAGGAUUGAGAGAGACGCCUUCAAGAGCAGAACAGCAGCCUCCAAUGCUGAGAAAGUGCCCGGGAUAAACCCCAGCUUUGUGUUUUUACAGUUGUACCACUCCCCAUUCUUCGGCGAUGAAAACAACAAGCCCCUUUUGUUGCCGAAUGAGACGUUUGAGAGGUCGGUGCAGCUGCUGGAUCAAAUCCCGUCUUACGACACGCACAAGAUUGCGGUGCUCUACGUCGGGGAAGGGCAGAGCAACAACGAAAUCGCCAUCCUGUCGAACGAGCACGGAUCCUAUCGCUACACGGAGUUCCUGACCGGGCUGGGGAAGCUCAUUGAGCUCAAAGACUGUCAGCCAGAUAAAAUCUACCUUGGUGGCCUGGACGUGUGUGGGGAGGACGGACAGUUUACCUACUGCUGGCACGAUGACAUUAUGCAAGCCAUUUUCCACAUCGCUACUCUGAUGCCCACGAAGGAUUUGGAUAAAUAUCGCUGCGACAAGAAAAGGCACCUUGGGAAUGAUUUUGUUUCUAUCGUUUACAACGAUUCUGGAGAAGACUUCAAGCUGGGAACAAUCAAGGGUCAGUUCAACUUUGUGCACGUCAUCAUCACGCCACUCGACUAUGACUGUAACCUGGUGACGCUGCAGUGUCGGAAAGACAUGGAGGGUCUCGUAGACACGAGCGUUGCUAAGAUCAUCUCCGAUAAGAACCUGCCGUUCGUAGCCCGUCAGAUGGCCUUGCACGCGAACAUGGCGUCCCAGGUUCACCACAGUCGCUCGAACCCGACGGACACCUACCCAUCCAAAUGGAUCGCGAGGCUGCGGCACAUCAAGCGCUUGAGGCACCGGCUCCGGGAAGAAACCCAGUACCAGACUCCCGGCCUUCCCCUGCAGAUGCAUCCCUCUGCUCCGACCAAGCCCCCUCCCCAGACCCCGCAGGACCCCCCGCCCACCUACGAGACCGGGCAGAGGAAGCGGCUGAUCUCCUCGGUGGACGACUUCACCGAGUUCGUGUAG